Messenger RNA from Helianthus annuus (common sunflower), 2096 nucleotides. Its product is annotated as polyadenylate-binding protein RBP47. Lineage: Eukaryota; Viridiplantae; Streptophyta; Magnoliopsida; Asterales; Asteraceae. Gene Ontology annotation, cellular component: cytosol. The record is from RefSeq and is a predicted model, not a curated record. Gene Ontology annotation, molecular function: mRNA binding. The coding region runs from base 503 to 1798 and encodes 431 amino acids. The transcript is spliced from 6 exons.
GACGGUUCGGGUUUUGAUUGCCACGUCAAAUUUUUUAAUCCAAAUAUCUAUUUAAUUUCUUUAUACAAAUUAGACAAAAGUCUCCAAAAAAAUUACAAGAGUGUUGGCUUUUAUACAUAUGUAAAUUAGACAAAAGUCUGCAAAAAAAAAAAUUAAAAAAAAUACACUAGUGUUGGAUUUUAUUUUAUAAAAAUUAAAAUACUUUUUUCUUAACAUAAUACCACAAGAAGGAAAUCAUCAAAGGCGGCCGCUAGCUGAAAUAGCUAUCUCCCAAUGCUUACCUCAGAUCAUGUCAAAUCAACGGCCCAAAUUACAAAACACCAUUUAAUCCAACGACUUACAAAUCCUACGCGUCACGAAGUAGGGCUUCCCAUGAACCCUUCCAUAACCUCUUAUCUCUUUUUCUCUCGAAACUCUCAGAUUCGCCGUUUUCUUUACAUAAAUCUGCACGUAUAGAAACACCCUUUCCAACUUUAACAACACUUUGCUUGUGUUCUUAAAGAUGGAAUCAAAUACUAACGGUGGUGGCUCUGAUCCUCAGCAACAAUCUCAGACUACUCAGCCUGCAGUGGUGGCGACAACGGCGGCGCCGGCGGUGGUUGCGGUUGGGUCACAACCGCAGCCGUGGGUGCCGAUGCAGUACCCACCUGCGGCGAUGGUAAUGCAGCAUCCUAUGAUGGCGCCCGGGCAUUACCCGAUGGCACCAUAUAUGCCCUACCACCCACACCACCUUCCUCAUCCGGCGGCGGCUCAACAGACGUCGGUUGGGGCAGGUGGUGGCGCAGGAGAGAACCGGACUGUUUGGGUUGGUGAUUUACAUAAUUGGAUGGAUGAGGAUUACCUCCGGAGCUGUUUUGCUUCUACCGGCGAGGUUGCCUCAAUUAAGGUUAUCCGCAAUAAACAAACUGGUUUCUCAGAAGGAUAUGGAUUUGUGGAGUUUUAUUCACAUGCUGCAGCCGAAAAGGUUUUGCAGACUUAUACAAGCAUUGCAAUGCCUAACACAGAACAACCUUUCCGUUUGAACUGGGCCACAUUUAGCAUGGGGGAUAAGCGUUCGAACAAUGGUUCUGAUCUUUCGAUAUUUGUAGGAGAUUUAGCUGCGGAUGUAACUGAUACUUUAUUACAUGAAACUUUUGCUAACAAAUAUCCGUCUGUUAAAGCUGCUAAAGUUGUCAUUGAUGCCAAUACGGGCCGGUCCAAAGGUUAUGGCUUUGUUAGGUUUGGAGAUGAUAGUGAGAGGACUCAAGCAAUGACUGAAAUGAAUGGAACCUAUUGUUCCAGCCGGCCCAUGCGUAUUGGUGCUGCUACUCCAAGAAAAUCAUCUGGUUACCAACCACAAUAUGGUUCACAAGGUGGUUAUAUGUCAAAUGGUGGCUCUCAUUCUGAUGGAGAUUCUAAUAACACUACGAUCUUUGUUGGAGGGCUUGACCCAACUGUAAGUGAUGAGGAUCUUAGGCAGCCUUUCUCGGAGUAUGGUGAGAUAGUUUCUGUGAAAAUACCCAUUGGAAAAGGAUGUGGAUUUGUACAAUUUGCCAACAGAAAUAAUGCUGAAGAGGCACUUCAGAAAUUAAAUGGCACCACAAUUGGCAAGCAAACUGUGCGCCUUUCUUGGGGUCGUAACCCGGCAAACAAGCAGAUGAGAGGUGAUUUUGGGAACCAGUGGGCUGGGUCAUACUAUGGAGGGCAUAUUUAUGAUGGGUAUGAGUAUGCGAUGACGCCACCACAUGACCCGAGCAUGUAUGCUGCAGCUUAUGGGGCUUAUCCAAUGUAUGGCAUUCAUCAACAACAAGUAAGCUAAUGGAGGUAUAGAGGUCUGCCUCAAAAAGAGUUCAAUCAGCAGCUGGAUAGCAUUAAGUUAAAAAUGGUAACAAACUUGUGUUCCAUUUAACCCUUUUAGUGUCUCUUUGGCAGUCUAGAAUGUGCCCAACUCUCUCCUUCCCUCUAAAUAUGGAGUGGUGGUUGAAUUUUGACUACAUGAGGUAGUUUUGUAGGGUUCAGUUAAAACUUAAAACAUGUGUUCUUUUCUCAUGUGUGGGAUUUUAACUGUAAGACCUUGGUAAUCUUAAUAAACUUCAUCACAAAAUCUUAUAUGGUAA